AUGGUUCUGAGGAAUGAGUUAAGUUGCUUAUGGACUUUGGGUUUCUGUCUGGUAGCCGGUAAAUUGUCUUUCACUGUCCCAUCCAUAGAAGAUGAGAGUUUCAUAGAUGACUGUGUCGCCGCUCACAACGAAAUGCGUGGCCAAGUUCAGCCCCCCGCGGCCAACAUGAAAUACAUGACUUGGGAUGAAGGUUUAGCAAAGACAGCAAAAGCAUGGGCAAACAAGUGCAAAUUUGCCCACAACAGCUGUUUAAAAAAAUCAUAUAAAUGUCAUCCAACUUUUGAAUUUGUUGGAGAAAAUAUCUGGAAAGGUGGAUUACCUAUAUUUACACCAAAAGUUGCUAUUGUUGCUUGGUAUAGUGAAAAAAAUCUUUAUAAUUAUAGUAGUCUACAUUGUUCCAAAGUUUGUAGCCAUUAUACACAGAUAGCUUGGGCCAAUUCAUAUAAAGUUGGCUGUGCAAUUACAAAUUGUCCAAACCUUGGGAGAGAUAAAACUUCAAUAUUUGUAUGUGACUAUGGACCUGCAGGAAAUUAUAUAAAUACACAUCCUUAUAAAAGAGGAGCGCCCUGCUCUAUGUGUGGAGGAGAAACCUGCGAAAACAAGCUCUGCCGUAAGCAAAAAAGGGAAAAAAUAAUUGUAACAUUCUAUUUAGAAAGCAAAAACUUAGCUCUCCUCAAGUUUACAAAGUUGUGUGCAGGAUUUGACUGCUGCUAUAUGAUGACAUAA
This is a messenger RNA of Phyllostomus hastatus (greater spear-nosed bat), 726 nucleotides long. RefSeq names its product GLIPR1 like 1 (gene GLIPR1L1). The record is from RefSeq and is a predicted model, not a curated record. The transcript is spliced from 4 exons. The coding region runs from base 1 to 726 and encodes 241 amino acids. Lineage: Eukaryota; Metazoa; Chordata; Mammalia; Chiroptera; Phyllostomidae.